AUGCCAUCUCAGAGUUCGAGUUCUUCAUCAGCGAAUGGGCUGAUUUCGCCCAUCCGACCCGUCCGUAUCACGAGGGGGAAGAGUGAAAGCGUGAUGGUAAACGAGGGCUGCUUUGUAAAUCUGUGGAAUCAUUUGGGCGGCAGCGUCACGCUUACCGAAACCAGGCGCUUCUACGAUAUAAAAGCUAAUGCUUACGACGAGGAGAUGACUGAAUUGAACUAUAAAGGCCCGAAAGUAAUUUUCGAGAAAUUCAGGGAGCUGCGUAUAAGCCGAGGAAGCCGAAUCCUGGACGUUGGUUGCGGUACGGGCUUGUUGGGCGUCGAGCUUAAGGCUGCCGGCUUCUGCCAGAUCCACGGCAUUGACAUGAGCUCUGAGAUGCUCCGUAUCAAUCGGAAGAAGGGAUCAUACUUGAGUCUCGGUCUCACCAUGGUUGAACCUGACACGGAUCUGACCUCCUUGAGAGAUUUCGACGUAGUUUGUCUUCUCUCUUCUUUGAGGCCUGGCCACAUAUCGCCCGCGUGUCUCGAGAACUUAUCGACCUGUCUCACGUCGGGAGGAUAUUUGAUUUGGGCUCGGAGCUCGGAUAUACCAUCAGGUCAUUUUACAGAUUCGUUUGACGAAGAUACCUGGUCGGAGGUCAAGGGAAAACUAAGCACCCUCGGCAUCCUUUGCUUGGAAGAGUCAUUCAUCGAGCUGUUUGUGAGGGACAAGCCCGGAAUGAUUGGGGUUCUCAGAAAAAUGUAG
Molecule: messenger RNA, 744 nt
Organism: Galendromus occidentalis (western predatory mite)
Lineage: Eukaryota; Metazoa; Arthropoda; Arachnida; Mesostigmata; Phytoseiidae
Product: methyltransferase-like protein 27
Exons: 1
Coding region: 1-744 (247 amino acids)
Source: RefSeq, a predicted model, not a curated record